Molecule: messenger RNA, 261 nt
Organism: Paramecium octaurelia
Lineage: Eukaryota; Ciliophora; Oligohymenophorea; Peniculida; Parameciidae
Source: the annotation of a GenBank genome assembly
AUGACCAAAGCUCUGUUUCUUACUUUAUACUUAAAAACUGUAUUCACUGAUUAUGUAUUUAUCUUGGAUCCUGAACAGCCAUUCAUUGUCACAGAAUUUGAGGUUUCAGAAAUAAAAUAUGAAGCAAAGGCGGUAUUCUGGCAGGGUGCUUGGUUUUAAUUCCUUCUGUUAACUUCGAUCAUUUAGGCUUAUUCUAUUGGGAUCCUAGAUAGCUAUUGUUAUCAUUUAUAUAGCGUAAACUUUAAAAAUGUUAUAUUAUGA